CAUUGCUCCGCUCCCCCAUCCGCUCGCUGCCACUCCCACUCCUCCCCGUGCUGCUGCUACAGCUCUACUCUACCACCGUCGCCACUUUCGAUGAUCCCCCCUUCAUGUUCUAAUACUCCCUCCUCCUGUUCUGCUUCUUGUUCUCCCUCUUCUGCGCUCUCCUUGUCGGUGUUCGAGCUUCGCAUUCCUCGCGUUUCUCUCGUUCUCGUGCGGUUGGUCGUUGGUCACUUCGUGAUUGAAAGAGCGAGAAAUCGAGAGAUUAGAGAUUAGAGAGUAGAGAGUAGAGAGAGAGAUUGAGCUGCGGGCGCUGAAGCCGAGCUUCUCGGGAGCUUGGAGGGGGGGGGGCACCGGUGGGUUCGCUUCUCCGCGGAAUGUGGUGGCUCCGCUGCGACAAUCGAGCCUUGCGGAACCCGAGGUGAGCGGGACUGAUAGUGGGCACCGAUUCUCACGCAGCUCGUGUCGGAUUGGUGCAUUCUUUCUUCCCUUCUCCCGCCUGCGGCCAUCGAGUCGUCCCCGUGAAUACACCCACCCACCGCUCUUCCUCAUCGCCUUGCUCUGUCAGCUUCUUCUCUUCCUUCGCGCAGCGAGCGAGCGAGCGAGUGCUUGAGCGAGAGAUUGAGAGAGAUUGCGAGGAGAGGUGAAAGGAGGCGACGCGAGAGGCGCACCGCAUUGCGUCGGAGCAGGAGCAGGAGCUGAGCUGAGCAAAGCAGAGCAGCGGCGGAAGCGGUCGAGGGAGAGGAGAACGGGGCAGGCAGCAGGCAGAGGGAGGGGAUCAUCGAUGGUCUGGAGGCGCCAAAGUCCAGCGUGUUGAGGCGCAGCGUUCGCGGGGCAGGAAGCGCAGGGUGGGGGCGGGGGCAAUGUCGGAGGCCAGGGGGAUGGCCUGCGUGCCGUCGUAUUACCAGUGCCCCAUCUCGCUGCAGCUCAUGCGCGAUCCCGUGACGGUGAGCAGCGGGCACACGUACGACCGAUGCAGCAUCGAGCGCUGGUUCCACUCGGGCAACAAGACGUGCCCGGCCUCAAUGCAGGUGCUCGAGACCACGGAUCUCAUCCCCAAUCUGACCCUGCGCCGCCUCAUCCAGGACUGGUGCCGCGCCAAUCGCCAGGACGACCACGCCAAGGGCUUAAUUCCGCAGCCGUCUGCGCACCCGAAGGAUGUGCGGCGGCUGAUCCACGCCAUUGGAAUCGGCUCCGGCAAGGAGCGCCUCGAGGCGCUGCGCCGCCUCCGGAGCAUGGCCAAGGCCAGCGAUCGCAACCGGCGCUGCCUCGUGGAGGCCGGCGCGCUCUCCACCCUCGGCGCCAUACUCUCGUCGCACAGGUCGAGGAUCACCGCGCGCAAGUGCGCCCUGAAUCUGGCUGGCGAGCUCUCGAGCUUGCGCCUUUGGGACGAGGACUCCGACGAGGCUUGUGAGGAGGCGCUCGGCACUCUGGGCCUCCUCUCGCAGUGCGACGAGGCGCGCCACGCUCUGCCCAUCGUCGGGCCCAGCCAAAUGUGCGCCCUGUCCUGGUUCUUGUGCAGGGACGGCCUGGACGCCAAGAUGAGCGCCGCCAUGGUGCUGGGCAAUCUGCUGAUCGACGACGAGACCAUGAUGGAGCUGGGCUCGUUCGAGGGCGUCAUGAGAGGGCUGGUCGACCUGCUCAAGGAGGAUCUGUACCCCAAGGCUCUGAGCACCAGCCUCCGGGGGCUGCAGGCCAUCUGCUGGCCCGAGCGCAAUCGCCUCAAGGCCGUCCGCGUGGGCGUCGUCGAGGCCCUGGUUGAGCUGCUGCCUGGAGCGAGGCGGUCCGACUCCGAGAAGGCGCUGGGGCUGCUGGAGCUGCUGUCCGCGUACGAGGAAGGUCGCAGCGCGCUCUGCCGGCACGCGCUGUCCAUCCCUGUGCUCCUCAAGAGCAUCCUCCGCGUGUCCGAGACGGCCACGGAGCGCGCCCUCGAGACUUUGCUGCUGGUGUUCCGAUUCUCGUCCGACCCCCGCCUGCACUACGCGUCCAUCCAGCACGGCGCCUUCAUGCAGCUGCUGCUCGUCAUCCAGAGCGAGAGCAGUCUGGACAUCAAGGACAAAGCGCGCGAGCUCCUCAAACUCCUACAAGUCCAAUGCAACAAAUCCGACCCCUGCAUCCGCACCAUCCGGUUCUCGUGAUCACGCCGGGCUCACGUCGAGCCUCGCUCAUCACAUCCCACCCCAACCCAACUUUCAAGUAUAUAUCACGCCCACACUCGCACUGGGUUCUUUUGAUGUACAGUAUACUCAUAGAGAAGAGAAGCGCAACUCGUUGUGGCGAAUUCGAUUCGGAAGUCCAAUUCUAGAUGUCGGCGAUUCGAGAGGAGGAACAGAUUUUUGCACGGGUCUUGGACGCGACGCGACAUCUUGCGGCGUUACUGUGUACAGUAGGCGAUGGCUGGUAGAUAGCCCGAGGAUUGAGAGAUACUAGAGCACUUCUGGAACGGCAGGCUCUGCUGGCUGUGUACAUUAUCAAGGAAAGAAAUUUGCCUCACUUCAGACGUGUGGUUGUGUGUUAUGGAAUCCCAUUUGUGAUUGCACUCCUAUGUUCCGUGUGGUCCUGAAUCUUAAUCCUUGCGAUUCUUUUCUACUGCAUUUCGUUCGGACAUGCGACUCUUGGCCACUCGCCCCUUGAGCCUGUACUUUGCAGUAUCCUUAUCCGUGCUCCCGAAUAAAUACAGCAUCGAGCACUACACGAGGUCGACAUUUCGAUUUUCAGGAGGCUUUUGUUGUCGAGUCAUUUGAGGAUAUGGAUGUAAGUUGUUGGUGGUGUGCCUGUCUGCAUCCCGUGAACUUAGGCCAUACACAGUGCACUAGAUCACAGGCCCGUCUGACUGUCAGACGAAGAUAAACAUUGGACGAGCCCGUGGAUCACGAUCUAUGAAGGGAUGAGGGAGAAGUUGACGUCGGGGAGGGAUGGGAAGGAAAGGAAAGGCUCCACACCGGAAGGAAUCGAGAGCUGCAUACUUUCCAGCUAUGGCAUUGUUCACACGUCGUCGCCGGGAUGGUUGAAAUCAACCAACGCACUCCUCGACCUGCAUGAGCGAGGUGCGCCCACUUUACGUUUAGGGUUCAGAUCGAGCGACACGGACGCAAUCGAUCCGCUCUCCUCCGCUGAACAGCGAGAGCCAUCAAUGUGUGGAUUCGUGUCUCAUCCGAGCCUUGGAUUUGAAACCGGUCAAGGACUCGAGGUCGAGACGUCAACAUCAACAACAACAAUAUCAUCAUCGACAACAUUCAGCAGUCCUGCACUGUCCUGCUUCGAUUCCACAUGGGAGGCGGAAUCAUCGGAUCAUGAUCAUGAAGGCUGAGGUGGAUGCACGAGAAAGAUUAUCGGUCAAAGUCUGGUCGUCGCUCGCUCGCUCACUGCCUGUUGUUGCUGCUGCUGCUGCUGAAGCUGGCAGACAACAGCAGAUCAGGGGCCCCACCAGCCCCCGAGCUCUGACGCUUUGCUGUUUGGAAAAGCGUGAUGGAUCAUGUAUCUGUCCCUCCCUCUGGCACUCUACUAACACUAAAGCGUCGUCACCCGGAACGAACUCUCCGACCCUUUGACCCUGAUUUGACCGCCAUCACUCACCCCCUCUCUUCUCUUCUUUUCCUCCCCCCAUCAUUUCCGUUCCUGCCUCCCUUUCGAACCCCUGGCCCAACUCCAAGCCCUUCCGACGUGGCACACUCUGCCACCACCUCGCCAACUGCGACCCACGGCUUCUGUGAACUGCGCUGCCCGGUUCGGUUCCCGGGCACAUCCUCUUCUCGACUGUUCUUCUACCGAAUAGUUCUAGAGAUAGCCCCCAUGCAGAUGGUGGAAUUCUGUCGGACUGAAUUCUGAGUGGCAAGAGUGGAGGGACGAAGAAUAGUCUUAUAAACUGUUCGUGUAAUUGAUGUUUUGGGUUUGGUUUAAGCUUACCUUCGCUUGAUUUCGGCUUGCGCUAUCUGCCCUUCGUCUCCAUCUACUACCCUUUGGUUGUAGAUUUCUGUCUUUGGGUCUUUGGGACUCUCCCUGUUAAAUUAUUGUUAUAAUUAUUUCGAUGGAUACACUAGCAAUAUUUCGUAAUCUACUGGACGGUACAUCUGAAGAAGAAUAAACAGUGGACCCGGAUGUUGGUUUUUUGUCGCAAGUACAAGGAUACAUUGGCAUGGGCCGAAAUAAUCGGAGUAUCAUGACUGACACAUAAGUCCUCACGAAAAUCACGCAAAAGGCUUGACGGGAGCCGGGAGAUACAUGUACGGAUGCCUGAAAAGGCACCCUUAAAAUUGAAUGGUGACACCCUUAAACAUUUUCGGUCAAGAUCGAGCAUUUCAG
Marchantia polymorpha subsp. ruderalis is the source of this 4296-nucleotide messenger RNA. The record is from the annotation of a GenBank genome assembly. NCBI's taxonomy places the organism in Eukaryota, Viridiplantae, Streptophyta, Marchantiopsida, Marchantiales, Marchantiaceae.